Molecule: messenger RNA, 1741 nt
Organism: Salvia splendens (bonfire salvia)
Lineage: Eukaryota; Viridiplantae; Streptophyta; Magnoliopsida; Lamiales; Lamiaceae
Product: salviol synthase
Exons: 2
Coding region: 102-1634 (510 amino acids)
Molecular function (GO): monooxygenase activity; oxidoreductase activity, acting on paired donors, with incorporation or reduction of molecular oxygen; heme binding
Source: RefSeq, a predicted model, not a curated record
AAGCGAAGAAGGGAUUAAUUGAUGUGCUACUCAACAUCCCAUUCUCUCUGUAUAUAUAGAUGACUAACACAAGACUAGUUCACCAAGUUUAAACACUAAUCAUGGAGUUAAACAUGGCAUCCACACUCAUAGCUAUACCUAUACUGAUACUCCCCUUUCUCCUCUUUGUGUUGUUAUUUCUCAAAUCUCAAAAAAUCUCAAAAUCAUCAAAAAUUUACUCACACAUCCCCGGCCCCAAAACCCUCCCUCUCAUCGGCAACCUCCACCUCCUUCUCCGCACCGACUCCCCCCCGCACAUGUUCCGCCGCCUCGCGGCGGAACACGGCCCCCUUAUGCACCUCCAGCUCGGCGAAAUCCACUUCCUCAUCAUCUCCUCCGUCGCCUUCGCCAAACAGAUGAUGAGGACUCACGACAUCAACUUCGCCAACCGCUCCUCGACCCUCGUCGGGGAGACGCUCUCCUACAACUACUCCGAGAUCGUCGCCGCCCCCUACGGCGACCAGUGGCGCCAUCUCCGGAAGAUCUGCACGCUCGAGCUCCUCAACGCCGCGCGCGUGCAGUCCUUCCGCCCCAUCCGAGAGCAGGAGAGUCUAAAUUUCUGCAAACAGAUGGCUUCCUUCGAAGGCUCUCCGGUGAACCUGUCGGACGAUCUCUACCUGAUGGCGUACGACGUGACGACGAGGGCGGUGGUCGGGAACAAGACGAAGGAGCGCGGCGUGAUGACUUCGAUAAUCCUGGAGAUCACUCAUCUGGCGACGGGGUUCAUGCUGGCGGAUCUGUAUCCUUCCGUGAAGUUGCUGCCGUUGAUCACCGGAGACCAGAUGAAGAUCCAACGGAUGUAUCGGAAAGUAGACAGACUGCUGGAUAGCAUCAUCGAGGAGCAUAAAGCCGACAAAGCCGCCGGGGAUGGUGGCGAGGUGGAUGAUCUGUUGGAUGUUCUGCUCAGGAUUCAGCAAGAUGGAACUGAAUUCCCUCUCACCACUCACAAUAUCAAAGCUGUGGUUCUGAAUAUGUUCAUAGCUGGAACCGACACGGGAACCAUCAGUGUGGAAUGGGCAAUGUCAGAGAUGAUGAGAAACCCAAGCAUACUCAGCAAGGCACAAGAAGAAGUGAGGAAGGUUUUUGACGACAAGGGAUACGUAGAUGAAGCCAAGUUUGAUGAGCUAAAAUACAUGAGAUUAGUCAUCAAAGAGACACUGAGAUUGCACCCUGCGCUUCCGCUUUUAAUCCCGAGAAUGAACGUCGAAAGAUGUGAAAUUGAUGGAUACGAAAUCCCGGCAAAAACCAGAGUGAUAGUGAAUGCAUGGGCACUGGGAAGGGAUCCCGAGUAUUGGAACGAUGCAGAGAAGUUUAUACCAGAGAGAUUCGAGGGGAGCUCCGUCGAUUUCAAAGGGAACAAUCUAGAAUAUAUACCUUUUGGUUCAGGAAGGAGAAUGUGCCCUGGCAUGUUGUUCGGACUAGCAAACGUAGAGUUUCUGCUUGCUAUGUUUCUGUAUCACUUCGAUUGGAAAAUGCCAAACGGGAUGAAACAUGAAGAUUUGGAUAUGACGGAGUCCUUUGGUGGAACUGUUAGAAGGAAAAACCCUUUGCGUUUGGUUCCCAUUGUUAAACGACCUUUUCCAACCCAUGUUUGACUGGUUAUUAUCUUUGGCUUCUUUUAUUCUCGACUGAUGAUGUAUAAUUAAUAAAACUAUGUCCGAUUAUGUAGUAAGCACAAUAAAUGAAAUUAUUAUGCCUAAAA